CUUAAUUAUUUUUCGGCUGGAUAUUUGCAGAUUGACGAUUCGAAACGUCGAGAUGCACCGUCGGAGAGUUUCUUCAAAGUGAUUUACAUAGACAUCACUUUUUACUAUUGGCUUUUGCUUAUUAUUUCGGUUGUUGCUAUUGUUGCUAAUUUGUUUGUUGUACGGUCAGUUUUAAUAAGGAAAUACAAAUACUUACAAAAAACUUGUAUAAUUUCGCUGGCAAUCUCUGACAUUUUAACAGUAGUAACAUUUUGCAUCAACUAUCUAGAUUUAUUAGGCAAACCAUUGAAUUUUGUUUGGUCUUCAGGUGAAUUUCUAUGCUGGUACAAUCCAGUAGGACAAGUUUUAGGAAACCUGCUCAGCUCUCUAGCGCUUCUUGUGAUAGCACUAGACCGGUACCACAACGUCAUUUACGCACUGAACAAAGCCUGGAACCCGAAAUUGUGGAAAUGCAUCGUCGGGGUACUGCUUUCCUGGGGUUUGUGCCUCGGCAUUUCGUAUCCGAUGGCGACUUUUUACUUUCACAUACCGUUGCGAUUGCCUAAUGGCAAAGACGUUUACAUGUGCACUGGUACCAGUACCACUCGUGGAGACAUAACUUUUUACUAUGUUUUAGUUGCUGCAUUAUUUUUUGUGCCACUUAUUACAAUGUUUUUAUCGUUUUAUUAUAAAAUUGCCUUUCUGGUAUGGAAGCAUAGGAAACCGGUUGGUUCCAGAACAAAAAUCGAAGAGUUAGAGGUGUCUUCGUCAACAAAAGCCCCAUCAGAUUUGCCCAACAUUAUAACAAAUAACGUAAAAAAGAAGAAAAACAUGCAAAUGCAAAGGAAAAUUAGGACCUUCAAAAUAGUCAUUGUGCUAAUAUUUGCCUUUAUUUUUUGUCGAAUGCCUUACUGGUUGUACUGGCUACUCAAAAUGCUGACUCCGAUCAGAAACAGCGACGCAAUGUGGAGGCUGACGCUGACUUUUACCGCACUAAACUUACUGAAUUGUGCUAUGAAUCCGUUUCUGUACACUUACCUGAACCAAAGUAUUUACGUAUGUCGCAAAAUCAACGAGUGCAUUUGUACGACUUGUUGCUGUUGCUUUUCAAAUGCUGAGUUUGAUGAGUACGAAAAAGGUAAGCCGUUUGCCGAAGGAGUAAUGGGCAAAGUAGUUGCUACAGUGGAACAACCCAAGGCAAAUCCUUACUAUGAGAGGUUUCCACAGGUGCCGCACUUUCCGAAAUAUACUUCGAUUAACAGAUUUUAAUGAGCAAAUAAAAAUAUUUUGACUUUUUUUUUGUGGUUUUUAUUGUCAAGGGUUGUUUUAGAGGGUGGGCCAUAAUAAGCUGGUGAGUAGUUCCAAUAUAUGUGGACUAAAUCCCUGAUGAUUUCAACUUAUUUGGACUUAUAAAAUCUCAUUAAGGAAUAAGCAGGGAAUUUUUCAAUUUUACAAUUUCAAUUCCAAAUCUCACAUUGACGCAGUAAGAAGCUUUAAGAGGGUCAUUUAAAAACAACCUAGGAAAAUUUGAAUUGUCAUCAUUUUUGUACUGAAAUAAGUUGUCAUGGAAAAAGGGCGAAUAAUUCCCGUUUUAAGACUUAAAGUCCACCCCUGGGUAUUUUUAAGUAAAAUCUACAGACAAGCUACAAUAAUUAUUAUACAUCUUUCGAAUUUUCACUUUUUUUGAUUUCAGCUAUUUUAGACAAAAGAAUCCUUCCUACGUCAUGAUGCGCUUUUU
Molecule: messenger RNA, 1717 nt
Organism: Ceutorhynchus assimilis (cabbage seed weevil)
Lineage: Eukaryota; Metazoa; Arthropoda; Insecta; Coleoptera; Curculionidae
Source: the annotation of a GenBank genome assembly